Molecule: messenger RNA, 357 nt
Organism: Ambispora gerdemannii
Lineage: Eukaryota; Fungi; Glomeromycota; Glomeromycetes; Archaeosporales; Ambisporaceae
Source: the annotation of a GenBank genome assembly
AUGCGAUAUGUAACUAGAAGGAAAUCACCACCAAAACCAACAUCACCUUCAGCUUUACAUUCUAGUGCAGAUGCAUCAAAACCGCAACCCUUCCAACUUCUAAUAAUGAUCAAAAAUCCGGAUAUCCCACAUAAUCAUCAAAAAGAAGCUGAACCAAGUCGGCAGGCUAUGAAAAUGCCUCAAAACAACAGCAAGAAGUCCUCUUCUAAUAAUAACGGAAAGCCAAAAAGAAAUUCCGUUGCAAUCAAUAAUCUCGUCGAUGUUGACCAACGGCCUCAAAAUCGAGGUCAUGUGACUCAUGGCCGUCAUUUGAAAAAACCCCCAACAUUGGUUGAAUCUGAGAUAAGUGGGUUUUGA